AGUUUUCAACCUUGGACAAAGCACGUGAGCAUGGCGACGUCCUCGAAGCGGCCGCGGGAGGCCAUGGAGCCGCUCGUCAUCGGAGACGCAGCUGGCGACGCCGGUAGCGCCGCUCCACCUGCCAAGAGCCCCAACCUCGGCAGCAGCGACGCGCGUCGUCGCCCGAGCGGCCUCAAGCCGCCACGCAUGGCCAAGUCAGGCCUCCCGGUGCCAUCCAAGGUUGCCAAGGCGCUCUCCAACCAGGACGAGAACGAUCGCGCUGCCAACGCAGCGGGCGAGGGCUCGAUCAAGAAGAAGGCAGGGUCGUUGCAGCGACCACGGUCCUCCCUCAAGCCGCCCAGCGCAAUGCCUGCGCCGUCGACACGCAGCGCUUCCAGAGGAGCGCUCGAUGCGCCACCUGACGCGGUACCUGAAACGUCGACGAGUGCGUCUCUGCCGUCGGUGGCCGCGCGCUUCAACGAGGUCAUGCAAGACCUCGGCCGUAUCGACGAUGUCGCCAAGCCUCGUCGCACCAAGCUAAAGCCGUUCGACUACAAGGGUCGCUGCGAAGAGCAGCGAUCGACAGUAACAGAACUCCGUGGGCUGCUUCGGACCCUCGAAGAGCAGGCCAAGAAAUUUGAGCUCGAAGCUGUCCAGCUCGACCAAGCAAUUGUGCUGCAGACAAGCUUGGCCAAGCAGGAUUUGCUGCGGAUCCGAGAGAACGAAGCGUCGCGCAGCGACAUCGUCGCAAGUCUGCAAGCACAGAUCGACGAACUCAAGCAUGCGCUCGACGCCGCCAUCAAGGAAAAGGACGCGUUCCAAAAGCAAGCCCACGAUGUCAACGCCAAGCUCCAGGACGAGCUCGCGAGUAAAGUGACGCUGUCGACGCAGCGGUCGCAAGUCACCGCCCAGCUCGAGCAGCUCCGUGCCGAGCACGACCUCCGCGUCGCCGCCCUCCAGAACGACAAGGUCCAAUUGGAGGCCCAGCGCGACGCGGCCGUGAACGAGCUCGCGCUCGUACGUGCGCAGCUGACGCGCAAGGAAGAGGAUGCGUCGGGGACGCUCAAGAGCAUGCGUGACAUGCAGGCCUUUGCGAUGAGCACGAACGAGCGCCUCGCCAACGAGAACAAAGCGCUCUCUGAGAAGCUCGCGUCGAUCGAGUCCAAGAGCAAAGCGAUCGAAGAGUCGUCGGCCGAGACGUCGGCCACGAUCCAGCGCCUCACGAGCGAGCUCGAGGCGAGCGAAGCGGCCAAGCACGAAGCCGUCGCGCUCGCGAGAGAGUCGGCCGAGGCCUGCGCGAUUGCGAAAGCCGAGCUCACUGAGCAAGAACGCAUCGCGUUCGCAGAGAAGGGCGUCCGGCAGGUGCUCGAAGCGCAGCAGCGCGAGUCGCAGAAGGAGCUCAUGGCCGUGUACGCCGAGUCCAAGGCCAUUCGGUCCGAGAUGGAACGCUUGCUCGCACAACACGGAAGCGACAAGGCCAAAUUUGAAGCCGAUCGACUGCAACUUGCAUCCGAAAAGGCCAAGGCAGCGCAUGCGCUCGCGAUCGAGAUGGAGGCGCUGCGCGAGGCCAACGUGAGCCUCGAGAGCGAGCUCCACACAUGGAAGACCAAGUGGCAUGAAACGCAGGAACACCAAAACAUGGUCGAGAUGGCCGCGCUCAUUACGGCCCAGCGCGAAGCCGAUGUGCUCAAGCUCCGGCUCAAAGAAGCGACGACGACCGGGCUUCAAACCAUGGAGGCCAAGGACGCAGCGAUCGCCGAGCUCACGGCCAAGGUCAAAGAGGGCGAGAUGCUGCGGCGCAAGCUGCACAACACGAUCCAAGAGCUUCGAGGCAACGUCCGAGUCUUUGCCCGUACGCGGCCGUUCUUGCCGUCGGACGGCCCCGCGACCGAGUCGGCGAUUCAAUGCGACGUGGACGGCGUGACGAUGAAGAUCAAGCGCGAGAAGGAGUCGCAUAGUUUUACCUUUGACCGCGUCUUCCCCGCUGUGACGGGCCAGGAGGCGGUCUUUGACGAAGUCUCAGAAUUCGUGCAGUCGGCCAUUGACGGGUACCAAGUGUGCCUCUUCUCGUAUGGCCAAACCGGGUCGGGCAAGACCCAUACGAUGCAAGGCAGUGGCAACGGCCAAAUGCGUGGCAUCAUCCCGCGCUCGAUCGAGAAAAUCUUGGACGAAUGCUCCAAGAACCAAGAAGCGGGCUGGCGCUAUACGCUCCAUGCGUCGUUCCUCGAGAUUUACAACGAAGCUGUCCGAGACCUCCUCGCCAAGAAGGAAGACGCGCAAAAGUCGCUCACGAUCAAGAUGCUCGAAAAGCACGGCGGUGUGACCGUGCCCGACCUCACCCUCGUCGAGAUCCACGCCGUGCGGGACGUCGAAGGCCUCAUGGAGCGGGCGUCGCGCCUUCGGAGUGUCGCGGCUACCGACAUGAACGAGCAGUCGUCGCGCUCGCACAGCGUCUUUUCGCUCUACCUCAAGGGCACGAACGACGAGCAAGGUGUCGUGCUCGAAGGUCGUUUGAACCUCGUCGAUUUGGCGGGCAGCGAGCGCAUCUCGCGGUCGGGCGCGACCGGCGAGAGACUCAAGGAGGCGCAAGCCAUCAACAAGAGCCUCAGUGCGCUCACCGACGUCUUCAAUGCGAUUGCACUCAAAAACAGCCACGUGCCAUUUCGCAACUCCAAGCUGACGUAUUUAUUACAGAGCUGCUUGUCGGGCGACGGCAAGACGCUGAUGAUGGUGAACCUCUCGCCGACGAUCGAGUCAACGGGCGAGAGCCUCUGCUCGCUGCGGUUCGCCCACAACGUAAAUAUGUGCGAGCUCGGCAAAGCCAAGCGCCAAUUCAAAAAGAAAUCGGACGCCGACGCCUAACACCAAUACCAUCUUGAACGACGUC
This is a messenger RNA of Saprolegnia parasitica CBS 223.65, 2866 nucleotides long. RefSeq lists its product as hypothetical. The record is from RefSeq and is a predicted model, not a curated record. Gene Ontology annotation, biological process: microtubule-based movement. The transcript has 8 exons. Gene Ontology annotation, molecular function: microtubule motor activity; microtubule binding; ATP binding. Bases 31 to 2841 code for a protein of 936 amino acids. NCBI's taxonomy places the organism in Eukaryota, Oomycota, Saprolegniomycetes, Saprolegniales, Saprolegniaceae.